AUGGAGGAACGCAUUUCUUUGCCAAAUGGACAUUUACUCAAUCUAAAGCCCCGGAGUCGAAACCCCAGGCCCGCGAAAUCCGGUGCUGAGGAGCAGCCAGCAUGCGAGCGAAGCAAAGAAUCCGCGACAGGGUACACUGCCUACAAACCUCGUAUAGACAAACCUCUUCCAGAUAAACCCCUUCCAGAGGUCAAGGAUCCCAAGUCCAGCCCCGAGACAUCAGCGCGGAAGGUUACCCCUACCAGGCUCCCGAUGCCCAAGAAGUUUGCGGAAAAGGCCAAGGAUGACUCGGCAGAUGCCUCUCCUGUGCCCGAUCGUAAAGAACAUCGACACCAUACGUUAGGCAGGCGAGCUCAGCCCAAGGCCUCCCCUAUAUCAUUAGGGCGUCGACCUGCCAAGUCAACGGAAAAAGAUCGAGAACAGUACUGGAGAAAAGUCAAAGAGAAAUUCGAAAAGGAAUCCCCUACCUCGUCACGGACCCGCGACAAACACAAGGAGUAUUAUCACGAGGCUUACGAGAAGAUCAAGUCGUUCACCAGUCCCCCGAAACAAGAGACUAAUCAACACAUACCGAAGUCUGCUGCAAAGACGAGUGACGAUGACAAAACACCAAGGCAAAGUGCCAUCCAUAGGACCGCCGCUGGAAGUCCUAGCUCCAAAGAUCGACAGACAUCGAAGCCAGCUGCUCAAGGCGAAUCUCUCAGAACAAAAAAAUCAGACCCCAAAAAACGCCCAUCGAAUGUGAUUGAUACCGGCGACACCAUCAACCGGCAAACAUCGGACAAGCAAAUUAGCACAACCGACUCAUCCAUCAUCUCUCGUCCCUCCAUCUCACCUUUGUCAGGCCCCAGCAGCUCGAUGACCGAUUGGGAGGACCGGUUUGUGGUGAACAUGCCGUCCGCUAAAGAGCCUAAUCCACCUGUCAUGACUGCACGACAAAUCACCGAUUUUCAAAAAAGUAUCGAUCAAGUUCACAAUCAAGGAGGGACAAUGCUGGAUCCGGAAACUCUACCCAGUCCGCGCACUAGAACCCCCGAAGAUUCGUCUGAUGCACUGGAAACGCAGGGAAAUAAACCGGGCAAUCUGGAUGGCCAAGAGUCUCGCACAGGGUCAGAUGAAAAUCCUUCAGAACCACAGCCCAGCCACGGUCGAUAUUACUCGCCCGAUGAGAUUGGAAAGCAACGGUUCAGUACCAUCUGGGAAGAAGGAGCAUCACGACACAAAACCAAGACUGCAGUCAACAUCGACGGGUCUUUUUUAGGUUGCAAGGAAAUAAACGGCCCAAACGACAAGAAUCCGGACGAAAUAUUACUUUUCUCGACGACAGACGAACGUCCGAGGGUUGUGGAUGUGUCAGCCCCGGUGUCCAAGAAUUCCAGAGAACGGAACACAGCCGCUCCUCAAUCGACUGUAGCCUUGGAAGAAAAGACCGUUGUUCAAGAAGAGUGGAAACCAAUUUCUCAGAAUUUGAAGCAUGCCCAAUGCUCGAAACAGUUCCAACGUACGAUGUGCCGCGAAAUCCUCUGCCGACCGUCGGAAGAGGCCCCGAUGUCUGUCCCGCAAGCAUCAGGAAAAGAAAAUUCGACCCAGAUAGGGAUCCCCCUAAGGAAUCCGGAACGAGGGAAACGCCCCCAGGGAGACGACGACGUGUUCAUUAUCACACCCACUAUCACGCGCACUAUGAUGACCAUGGCGGACAUGAGAGGCGUCGUCCAGAAAUCUUCUCGACCGAAAGAGCCCGCGUCUCGCGCCGCCGGCGAAAUCAUCACCGACACCAGGGCAAAGCCUCCCGCGCACUCUACACCGUCGGGCUUACGUCGAGCGACGCAAAACUCGUGGGUAAAGUCAAAUAUGCCAUCCACAGCAUCGUCAAAACCUGGACCCAGCCCAAGCGGUCCUGCCGUGAAGGAACAAGAAGUUACACCCCAGCCCAAGGUGGAGAAGCCGCGCGCUAUCCGUGGGUACAUCCAUACCACAGGCAUCGCAAAGUCCUCCGCCGGAAGCGCCAAUCCUCGCGCGCGCAUUAAGCGGCAUUCUCAUACGUACGAGACGCCGCGCAGUAGCGAAAACGCGGCGCCCCCUGUGAGGAGCGCCACCGAUCCAGCUCAGUUUCCCAAGUCCGUCUCGGCUCAGAGGCCAAUGCCACCGCCAAAGUUAAACACCAACGUUCACCCAGAACCUCCCAUUCCAUUGCCCAGUGCGCGGAUCUUCGCGGUCGCUGAGUUGGAUGGACAUCAGGUCGAUGAUCAUGCAAAAGACGAGCACAAAGACCGGGAUGCACCUCCCAAAACGCCUACUGCCGUGGAUGAUCUCGGUGCCAAAACGAGCAGCGACAAGUCUCCACACGAGGACGAUAAUGACAAGGACCUCAUGAGUUCCGUCACGUUCGGCCUCAUCAUCGACAUCUUUUUCCUGUCCAUCGCUCAAGCACAAGACCUGUACAAGGACAUCAUGGCCAACUGGAACUCCCGAGCGGUUCUGGCGAAAAUCGCCCUCAACUGCGUCCUCAACAUGAUCGGCCACUGUCUAUACGUACUCCGAAAUUUCCUCUCGGCCUGCUCCGUCUAUAACUCCACGGGAUCGUGGCCGAAAUCCAACGACAAAGACGUUGCCCGUUCGCUGACCGAACUCGGCCAAGCCGUCAUCUAUCUCGUCGCCUUGGGUUUCAUCAUGAUGGUCGUUGGUCGAGCGGCCGGGUACAUCGUACUCAUUGGAAGCUGGAUCGUCUGGGUGACGAAACCUUUUGGGUGGGUUCUGAGAGCUCUGUUAACGUAG
Messenger RNA from Aspergillus affinis, 2775 nucleotides. RefSeq names its product putative NTP binding protein. The transcript has a single exon. The coding region runs from base 1 to 2775 and encodes 924 amino acids. The record is from RefSeq and is a predicted model, not a curated record. NCBI's taxonomy places the organism in Eukaryota, Fungi, Ascomycota, Eurotiomycetes, Eurotiales, Aspergillaceae.